This is a messenger RNA of Varroa destructor (honeybee mite), 2800 nucleotides long. RefSeq lists its product as uncharacterized. Lineage: Eukaryota; Metazoa; Arthropoda; Arachnida; Mesostigmata; Varroidae. Gene Ontology annotation, molecular function: RNA binding. The record is from RefSeq and is a predicted model, not a curated record.
ACCGCUCUGCCGAGGGUCUUCGACGCUUUAACAUCGAACCGCUGUCUCACAUAACCCGCCGUCCGGGAAUCCAAGCCGCCACCCAGCUCUUUCGUUCCGCUUACAACGGCAUCCUAUUUUCAGCCUCCGUCGGAGUCUCCCGGCUUGUGUGGAAAAUGUCAUCGUACGAGCAUCGAUCAUCGCGUGACCAUCAGUCAAACCGCAUCUUCGUCGGCGGUCUUUCUGAGGGCGUCCUCAAAGAAGACCUCGAGCGCGAGUUUUCCAAGUAUGGCAACCUCAACCACGUGUGGGUUGCCCAGAACCCGCCAGGCUUUGCCUUCAUAGAAUUCGACGAUGAACGUGACGCAAGCGAGGCUUGCAGUGAGAUGAAUGGCGCCAGCGUAAACGGAUGCACCCUUCGUGUCGAGCCAUCGAGAGGUCGUCGCCAAGGAGGCCGUUUCGGUGGCCGUGGUGGCGGCGGUAGAGGCGGCGGCUUCCGUGGCUCGGGACCCUCGUCUCGUGGAGGCUUUGGUGGCUCCCGAGGUGCCGGGGGUUAUCGGGGCGGGCGUGAUUCGUUCGGGGACCGCUCACGGCGCGGCGGUUAUGGCAGUGGGGGCGGUGGCGGACGAGACUUCGGUGGACGGCGUGAUGGCGGACGUCGUGACAACGACCGUCGCUACAGGUCGAGGUCGCCAGUGGGCCAGAGCCACUAUUAAUCAAUGGAGAGGAAACGGGCGCGUCACAGAAAGUCAGCUACUACAACAAGUCGAGGCGGCUAACUUCGUCGUCGUCAGCAUCGUCAGCCAGUCCGCCAGCUACUCUACUACCGCGUCCGACCGAUCGAUCGACACCAGCAUCGCUUCGCAUAAGAGAGCGGAUACUUCGGUGCGCGGAAUUGUCAUCUUGGUAUCUGCUAUCUAUCGACUGUGAACUGCGACGACCUUCGACUUCAACAGCGCCGGCGGUGACUACUACUGCUGCGGCCGCUCGUUCGCGUAUAACUUCUUCGCUUCAAUCGUGGCGACGUUGCUUUUCUUCUUUAUCUUCUUGCUGUUCUUCCGAUCUCGGCCGGCUCUGCGAUCGAGCCCGUUCCGGGGGCGACUGUGAACGCGUCCGUACAACUGCCUGAUUCGAUCGCGACCCGUCUAUCUACCAUGAUCAUCACACCUUUCACCACUACAGCGAGCAAACAACCAACGAACGAACCUACAGGCAACGUACAACUCUACUCCACUGAAAUAGACACCCAGACAGCAGCAGAAUCAUCACUAUCAUCGUAUCGCUACUACGACGAUCAUCACCCCAGCCAGCUGCUAUCUCCUCUAACUACGAACCAUUAUAACCACGUACAACUAUCACACCAGCUACAACUACUGAUCUUGUAGAUUCGAAAUUCAAUGUUCUCACAACUGUGUGACCAUUACAGCUGCCACUACUUAUUGCUACCCAUACAUAUAUGCGCUCCAACCAUGUUUCGCCAUUACGAGUCGACUACUGACAGAGAAGCGAUUAACUGUUUCUUCGUUCGUUGUUCUCCUUCUUUUUCUUUUCAUUGCGUUGCGUUGUUGUUGUCGUUGCAAAAUGUAUCGCCAACAGUUAGCAUAGCAACAGCAGCAACUCUCGAGUCGCCAAAGACAAGUUAAAUCGAAAUUGAGCGACGACACACCUCUCGCGUGGGCUUUGGGCACAUGCGCGACGGUCAAUUAAAUUGGCUUUUCCUCGAACGCAACUCUUUUCACAGCUCACUAAUAAUGAGGUUGUCGCUCAGUUUAACGACAGCUUUUGUACCUAUCCUUUUUUCGCCCCUUACCAGCCCCCAUCGCAUUUUCCCAGCGAUAUUCGGCUUUCGAUAACAAUCCAUUUGUUCCCCCGAUAUACCGUUGAUCUUACCGAGAGGUGAUACUUGAAUCCUACACUGUACUCUCACUACUACGCAACUACUACGAUUCAUAUAAAAGAUAACUACCUAUUCGCUUGUAUUCGCUCAUCGUCAUGAAAGAUUGUCAUCGUCAACAAACAUUCCGCUGGGGGAGUAAGUGCAAAUAGCUAAGUCGCGGGUGCUAUCAUGGACAACAACUUAGUGUCUUUUUUUGCAACCUUAAGUUUUGACCCGAUGUAAACUUGGGCUCUCCUGCCCACUGGGAAUUGGCCCGUAAGUCAAACUUUGAAAUCUGCUAGUAAUUUGGUGUACUGAGUAGGCGUCCCAGUGAGCUUCGACGACAGUUGAUUAGUGCACUACUUCGUCCUUGGUUCAACUCGUUUUUCCAUCAUUGUAUGUUUGUCCUCAUUCUUCUUGUUGUAUGGACGGGACAGCGACCCGUUUGGUUCCAUUAUUUUGCUCUUUCUCUUUCCCUUUCUAAGCCACAGUCUAUGCCAUCUAUACCAUUUAACACGAAACUAAUGAGUAGUCAGUCGAAAAGCAACAGCCACUGCUAUAUGAUGGUAAUUAUGAUGAUGAUGAUGAUGAUGAUGAUGAAUAAGCUGGUGAUGGUCGAUGAUUCAUUAUUAUAUAAAUUAUUUGUAAAUUCAUUAUGAUGAAGCAAGCGAUGAUAUCGAAUAACAACAACAACAACAACAACAACACCAAAAUAGAGAUGUACUUACCACCGUUAGCGGCGGCCUGGAUCUCUGCUCUGUGGCCAGUAGCUGUUCAUGGGGUAGCAGGUGUCAGCCGCGAAUUGCAGAGAGUAAUGCGCUGCAAUAACAGCCACAACAACAACAACAACAACUACUACUACUACUACUACUACUACUACUACAAAACAAAUUAUUGAGCCAUUAAAAGUAUACGCGUGGAUCGUCAAACGCGACUCAUCCUCAA